AUGGAUCAGUGCGUGACGGUGGAGCGUGAGUUGGAGAAGGUGCUGCACAAGUUCUCAGCUUACGGGCAGCUGUGCGAGCGCGGCCUGGAGGAACUCAUCGACUAUACGGGCGGCCUCAAGCAUGAGAUCCUGCAGAGCCACGGGCAAGAUACUGAAUUAUCAGGAACGCUUUCUCUUGUCUUGACACAGUGCUGUAAAAGAAUCAAGGAUACUGUUCAGAAAUUGGCCUCGGACCACAAAGACAUUCACAGCAGUGUUUCUCGGGUUGGAAAGGCCAUUGAUAAGAAUUUCGAUUCCGACAUUAGCAGUGUGGGAAUAGAUGGCUGUUGGCAGGCAGACAGCCAGAGGCUUCUCAAUGAGGUGAUGGUGGAGCACUUCUUUCGACAGGGAAUGCUGGACGUGGCGGAGGAGCUCUGCCAGGAGUCUGGUCUUUCUGUAGACCCAGGUCAGAAGGAACCAUUUGUGGAGCUAAACCGAAUAUUAGAAGCAUUAAAAGUCCGAGUUCUGAGGCCUGCUCUGGAAUGGGCAGUAUCAAACCGAGAAAUGCUCAUAGCCCAGAACAGCUCAUUGGAAUUUAAGCUACACAGAUUAUAUUUUAUUAGCUUGUUAAUGGGUGGAACCACAAAUCAACGAGAAGCAUUACAAUAUGCUAAAAAUUUUCAGCCAUUUGCCCUACAUCAUCAAAAAGACAUUCAGGUUCUAAUGGGAAGCCUUGUGUACCUGAGGCAGGGGAUAGAGAACUCGCCAUAUGUUCACUUGCUUGAUGCAAACCAGUGGGCCGACAUCUGUGACAUCUUCACACGGGAUGCCUGUGCUCUCCUGGGGCUGUCUGUGGAGUCUCCUCUCAGUGUCAGUUUCUCAGCAGGUUGUGUGGCCCUGCCAGCAUUAAUUAACAUCAAAGCUGUGAUCGAGCAGAGGCAGUGCACUGGAGUAUGGAACCAGAAAGAUGAAUUACCCAUUGAAGUGGACCUUGGUAAAAAAUGCUGGUAUCACUCUAUAUUUGCCUGUCCCAUUCUUCGUCAGCAAACAACAGAUAAUAACCCACCUAUGAAGUUGGUCUGUGGCCAUAUUAUAUCAAGAGAUGCCCUGAAUAAAAUGUUUAAUGGUAGCAAGUAA
Elephantulus edwardii (Cape elephant shrew) is the source of this 1116-nucleotide messenger RNA. It is a transcript of the gene RMND5A, whose product is annotated as required for meiotic nuclear division 5 homolog A (S. cerevisiae). Gene Ontology annotation, biological process: proteasome-mediated ubiquitin-dependent protein catabolic process. The coding region runs from base 1 to 1116 and encodes 371 amino acids. Gene Ontology annotation, cellular component: cytoplasm; nucleus; GID complex. The record is from RefSeq and is a predicted model, not a curated record. Lineage: Eukaryota; Metazoa; Chordata; Mammalia; Macroscelidea; Macroscelididae. Gene Ontology annotation, molecular function: protein binding; ubiquitin protein ligase activity. The transcript is spliced from 8 exons.